UGCUCUGCUAUUAGUCCUCCCCCAUUUGUAGACAGACAAGAGAAGCAAACACAUCCACAAAAGUACUAAUUUUCUUCAGCUCACAGUGAGGGAGACAAAGAACUGCCAGGCCUAUAUCACAAGAGAGAGAGAGAGAAGAUAAAGGACACAGACCGACUGGACUUGAUUUGAACCAAAACAAAGAAACAACAACUAAUCCAAGAUGGUGUCCGCUGGGAUGCAGAUGCUGGGUACAGCCCUGGGGCUCAUAGGCUGGAUUGGAGCCAUAAUAGUGUGCGCCAUGCCCAUGUGGCGUGUGUCAGCCUUCAUCGGCAGCAACAUCGUCACCUCGCAGACCAUCUGGGAGGGCAUCUGGAUGAACUGUGUGGUGCAGAGCACAGGCCAGAUGCAGUGCAAAAUCUACGACUCCAUGCUGGCCCUCAGCUCUGACCUCCAGGCGGCAAGAGCCUUGACCAUCCUCUCCAUCGUGGUGGGCAUCAUGGGCAUCCUGCUGUCCGUGGCCGGAGGGAAGUGCACCAACUGCGUUGAGGACGAGGCGUCCAAGGCUAAAGUGGGUGUAGCCUCCGGGGUGACGUUCAUUGUGGCCGGAGUGCUCUGUCUGAUCCCCGUCUGCUGGACAGCCAACACCGUCAUCCAGGACUUCUACAACCCGCUCCUGGUCAGCUCCCAGAAGAGAGAGCUCGGGGCCGCGCUCUACAUUGGGAUCAGCAUGGCUUCCCAGGGCCUUCAGAUCAUGGGUGUGCUUCUAGCCUUGGUCGGCUGGCUGGGCACCAUCAUCACCUGCGCCCUGCCCAUGUGGAGAGUCACUGCCUUCGUAGGAGCCAACAUAGUCACCGCCCAGGUGAUCUGGGAAGGUCUGUGGAUGACCUGUGUGGUCCAGAGCACAGGCCAGAUGCAGUGUAAGAUAUACGACUCCAUGUUGGCCUUGCCUCAGGACCUGCAGGCAGCCAGAGCCAUGGUCAUCAUCUCAGUGAUGGUUGGAGUGUUUGGAGUCUUGAUGGCCAUCGCCGGAGGGAAGUGCACCAAUUGUAUAGAGGACGAGAACGCCAAAGCCAAAGCCUGCAUUGUCUCUGGGGUCAUCUUCAUCAUCGGGGCUUUCCUCAUCAUCAUCCCAGUGUCAUGGUCUGCCCACGCGGUCAUUCGAGACUUCUACAACCCUCUGUUGAUAGAGGCUCAGAGGAGAGAGCUGGGGGCAGCGCUCUAUAUAGGGUGGGGGUCCGCAGGACUCCUGCUGCUGGGAGGGGGGCUGCUCUGCCAGAACUGCCCCCCUAAGGAAAACCAAAUGUACGGAGGAGCCAAAUUUGCCCCGGUUAGAGCAGCCUCCUUUCCCAUGAACUACGUUUGAGUGAGUCUCUAUGGA
Osmerus eperlanus (European smelt) is the source of this 1360-nucleotide messenger RNA. RefSeq names its product claudin-4-like. The transcript has 2 exons. The record is from RefSeq and is a predicted model, not a curated record. Gene Ontology annotation, cellular component: bicellular tight junction; plasma membrane. Lineage: Eukaryota; Metazoa; Chordata; Actinopteri; Osmeriformes; Osmeridae. Gene Ontology annotation, molecular function: structural molecule activity. The coding region runs from base 203 to 1345 and encodes 380 amino acids. Gene Ontology annotation, biological process: bicellular tight junction assembly; cell adhesion.